Molecule: messenger RNA, 2178 nt
Organism: Rhipicephalus microplus (southern cattle tick)
Lineage: Eukaryota; Metazoa; Arthropoda; Arachnida; Ixodida; Ixodidae
Product: aquaporin AQPAe.a
Biological process (GO): transmembrane transport
Cellular component (GO): plasma membrane
Molecular function (GO): channel activity
Source: RefSeq, a predicted model, not a curated record
GCGAUCACUCGGCGCCCGUGACGCCAGCGCGCACGGUGGGAGCUGCCCCGCGAUAAACGCUUCCAAUCCCGGCGGCGAUGACUUCGACCGGUCCCGCGCGGUCCCCGACCGGCGCUGUCCCGUGCUCUCCGCGCUGGCGCUCCUGCCAGGAAUGGUCUCUCGGAUAACGGAGCCACGAACGACGACUGCCUGACAAUGGGUAGUGACGGGACCGCGAUGACCCCCUGAAAGUACCCCGAGAAGUUGUGCCCCGUUCGUUGGGCGGUGUCUUGUUUUUUGGUUCGCGCACGCGGUUGUGGUAUGGCGGCGAACACCUCGGCCGUCAGCCUGGAGUCGCUGUUCCUCCAGCUGCUGGGCCGGCUGGACUCGGCGGGACGCUGCACGUCGUCGUCGACGACGACGUCUUCCUGCCGGCGUCGUUCGCUGCGUUCCGAGAUCCGCAGCCUGGAGCUCUGGCGCGCGGUGAUCGGCGAGUGCCUGGCCACCUUCUUCUACGUGUUCCUGGUGUGCGGCGCGCACGUGUCCUGGCCCGGUUACGCCGAGCCCUCGGUGCUGGCCAUCGCGCUCACGUCCGGAGCGGCGGCCGCGACGCUGGUGCAGUGCUACGGCCACAUAUCGGGCGCCCACAUGAACCCCGCCGUGACGCUGGCGACGUUCGCGACGCGAAAAGUGAGCCCCAUACGGACGAUCCUCUACGUGUCGGCGCAGUGUGGAGGUGCUAUCGCGGGAGCUGCGCUUCUGUACGGCGUGUCGGUGCCAGGCCACCAGAGCUCUCUGGGCAGCAACCGGCCCCACGAGGCUUUAGGCGCCUGGCAGGCGUUCGGCGUCGAAUUCGUGCUCAGCUUCCUGCUGUCCUCUACAGUGUUCGCCACCAGGGACCCUCACCGUAGCCACCUGAGUGCCGGCUCGGACGCCGUGGUCAUCGGGUUCGCAUACCUCGCCUGCACUCUGGCCGGGCUGCCAGCGACUGGAGCGUCGAUGAACCCGGCGAGGUCGUUGGGACCGGCUUUUGUGAUGAACAAGUGGGUCGACCAUUGGGUGUACUGGUUCGGGCCGAUAUCAGGAGGCCUGCUGGCUGGUCUCAUCUACGAGUACAUCUUCGAAACCAAGAAGCAAGCGCGGGCGCUGAGGAAAACUCUCGAGGACGCUGACAAAGAGUCCAACACAGACGACGACUAUGAAGACCCUGACGCGAAGAUCGCGAAGUACGCGACCGUGGCCCAGAGUCCUCCCAAUGGGGCGGCGCCCUCCAGCGCCCACCAGGCUGCGCCAUUGCAGCUGGUGCAGCACCAGCAGCAAGGCCGGCCGCACCAGCACCAGCAGUACGAGGCGGCGGGCUUCGGCCGGCCUGUUGGAGGGAACACCUACUCGCCCACUCCGUCGUCCGCCUUCCAGGUGCCCACAGAGGCGGCGUACGCAGGAUCGCUGCGCUCCGCCAACUACGCGUCGUCCGUGUAUGGCGGCACCAGACUUGGAACUGCACUUCGGACACUUCCGGCCCGAUUGGAGUAUGGACAAGGACCCGGAUCUCCAAAAUUUUAGGGUGUACAUACAAUGCUGUAGAUGCGCACGAGUGGUUGCAGUGUUUUGUCAUUUUGCUCAGGUUACAAACGGAGCUCGCUGCAGGAACAACAAAAAGAAGCAUUCCUUGUUUACCACACAGUUCAUCUUGGUUUGCUUUUGUUUUCGUUACCUUCUCUCAACUGUCAUGUCAACAGUUGUAGCGUACCUUACUUUGUGUGUUCUGUGAUAGUGCAAUAAAAAAAAAUUGUCACAACAGGUUAUUGACAUGUACACAGUGUGUGCAUGAGGUUACACUUUUAACCUAAGUGGCCAAUCAAAAUAAUUUUUAUUUAAAUGUGAAAAAAAUUUGCAAGAUCAUAUGUAACAUAACAUGUUUUUUUGCUGAUGUGCACGAAGUGUUUUGUGAAUUGUCUCAAUCCUCUUUUUCUGUCUGUGUUUGUGAUGAAGCUGUCUCAUAAUAUGUUUUUGGGCAGUAUAGGAACACAUGCCCCUUGUAGUAUUUUUCUAUGAUUUUGAAUCAAAUACAACAAACACAAGUAGGAAAGGGCCUACAUCCAUGGAUUAGGUCGCACUUCAUCAUACAGGCAGAUCCCGACUCAGUAUUUAAUUUUUUUUUCAUCCUAACACAAGCUGAAACAUGGCAACUCUGAGACU